AUGAGGAUCGCCAUUCGCGAGCAGCUCGCAGCCCUCGUCGUCUUUGCUGUCCUCGUCGGUCUCGCUGUUGUCUCUAUCCCUACCUGGAUCUAUGUCAACCGUUUCGUCGUCGAUGUUGAGCGCGAGGGUUUGACACUUACGGCCUCACUCAAAGCCUCGCGCAUUUCCGCAGAGCUGAACCUCGUCCAGACUAGCUGCAUCACCAUCGCCUCUCGCAUCCUCCUCCAGGAUGCCCUCACUGACUUUUACGACACUGGCAGUCGGGACUGGGAUGCCGCCAGGGAGGAUCUCCAAAGUGCUCUCGCCGUCAGCGCGUCUACGGGGUUGUUGCAGAUGAGGUUGUACUCGAGGAAUCAAACGGGUGCUUCGCGAGGUGGUCUGCUCAAUGUCACGUCUCCCGUGGUCCCCACGAUCGCCUUGCCUUACAGGGACUCGUCUGGCAAUGAGGUCCUCCUUGGUGACGAUGGUCCGGGCUAUCCCCCGAGCCUCUACCCCAACAUCACCUACGUCGACCUCGGCCACCCAAAUACCAUCAGGAAUAAUACUACAGCUGUGGCUGCAGAGGCCUUCAAGGACGUGCGCAUCUACCGCGAUGGGGGCCUGCUACUGGGCCCGCUCGUUCUCAAUGAGACAACGUCUCUCCUGUCCGUAUCGAUACCCAUUCGAAGCAAUAACGAUACCUUCAUACUCGGUUAUAUGACCGUCGUCACACUGGCCAAGUCCCUUACCCUCAUACAAGAGUCUCGCGAAGGGUUAGGGAAAACAGGCUCGGUCCUACUCAUAGGACCUACCGAUCGCUCAAAUCGCUUCAAUGCGUCGUACCCUGCGAGCAACGCGACCUACCUCCCUGACUCGGAAGAGUUUGGCAACCUCAUGGUCAAAUUCAUCCUCCCCCCCAAGACGCCCGAGGGCUAUAGUGACCGCCAUAGCGUUUACCAGUUUGACAAGGAGUACGACAACAGGGCAUUCCCUGUUGAGAAAUACCCAGCCGCCUUUGACUCCUUUGCCAAGCGGUACGAUUCCGUCAACAAUGCCAGCGCCAUGAUCAGCACCCACAACGAACAGGGCGUCCCGGUCGCCGUUGGAUUUGCGCGUACCCAGACCCCCCUGGUCAACUGGACUAUCAUUGUCGAGAAAGCCAAGUGGGAAGCUUACAAGCCAAUCGAUACGCUACGAAACAUUCUCCUCGGCACUGUGUUCGGAACAGUCGGCUUCAUAGUCCUUCUAAUCGUCCCAUGCGCUCACCUCAGUGUCCUGCCGAUCCGGAAGCUCAAGGCCGCCACCGAAAAAUCAGUCAACCCCCCUGGGUACGAGGAGUCCUUCAUUGACUCGGAAUAUGAGGAUGACGAGGAGCUGCCAAGCUCGGGAGGAAUAUCUCAGAGAUCAAAGAAGAGGGGUUUCUGGUCCAAGAUGAAGCGGCGCCUUCAGGGGAAGCGCACCAAGCCGAGCUCCAACCGAGACGUUACCCGUCGGAUGUUCAAGAUUCCUGGCAAGGUGGACGACCGGAAACACUUUAUUACUGAUGAACUCACCGAACUGACACGGACAUUCAACGACAUGAGCGACGAGCUGGUGAAGCAGUACCUCUCACUUGAAGUCAAGGUAGCUGAGCGGACGAGGGAGCUCGAAGAGAGCAAAAAGGCGGCCGAGGCUGCCAACGAGAGCAAGACGCUCUUCAUCGCCAACAUCUCGCACGAGCUCAAGACCCCUCUCAACGGAAUUCUUGGCAUGUGCGCCGUCUGCAUGGAAGAGAACGAUAUUGUCAGGAUUAAGCAAUCCCUGAAGACCCUCUAUAAGUCGGGCGACUUGCUGCUGCAUCUUCUCGAGGAUCUCCUCAGCUUCUCCAAGAAUCAGAUUGGCCAGCAACUCAGCCUCGAGCUGAAAGAGUUCAGCUUGGCCGAAAUCCGGUCACAGAUCCUCACCAUCUUUGACAAGCAGGUGCGAGAAGGAAAGAUCAACUUUUCGGUCGAGUUCCUCAGCUCCGAUAAUGUCGAGAUUGGUACGAGCCCGGAUCGAGCCGGCGGGGAGACCAAGUUGCCAGCACUGGGACCUCAAGGCACGGGACGGCUCAAGGAUAUGUGGCUCUGGGGCGACCAACACCGAAUACUUCAAGUCAUCAUCAACUUGGUGAGCAACAGCUUGAAGUUCACUCCCCACAAUGGCAGUGUAUCGGUACGCAUCAAGUGUCUUGGAGAAGCCGAAGUCAUUGCCGAGAACGAGAGCCGCACAUCAUCGCUCUCGAGGAACUCGCGGAACAACUCGCGAAAUGGACGCACUCGUCACCGUGGAGCGGCCAGCCCGACGCAUUCUAGCAGCUCUGGUCGAAAGGACUCAGGGCAGCGCUUCAAUGGCACUGGAACGGCGCUGUCUAUCAACCCCAUGGACCCCAAGGCGACUCCCCAUGUGCAAAUCCGUGAGCGAUCUCCUACGCCUCCUCCACCAGGAGCAAAGGCGUACAUCUUCCAGUUUGAAGUUGAGGAUACAGGCCCCGGUAUUCCUGAGCACAUGCAACAAAAGGUCUUUGAGCCGUUUGUUCAAGGAGAUCUCGGCCUGAGCAAGAAGUUCGGCGGAACUGGCCUUGGUGUUGAUGCUACUGCCGAUAUGGAGCCACCGCGCAAUCUCAACCCUCCGAAGCCCGCAGCUGACACCAAGUCCGGCGUCCUGAACCCUCAACCCCGACUGGUCGGUCUAAGCCAACCGUACUUUGCUGCUGACCUUCCUGCUCCAAGGAGCACGACGCAAAAGAUGGCUGAAAUCGAUCGAGCAUUGGCCAAUAAGAAUGGCCAAGGAAAGCUGCGUGUCCUGGUCGCCGACGACAACUCGACCAACAUUGAGGUCGUCAGCCGGAUGCUCAAGCUUGAGGACGUCUACGACGUGACUAUCGCCAAGGAUGGUCAGGAAGCCUACGACCUGGUCAAGGCAACCAUGCAAAGGAACGAGGCGUUUGAUGUCAUCUUUAUGGAUGUCCAGAUGCCCAACCUUGACGGUCUACAGAGUACCCGUCUUAUCCGCGAGAUGGGAUACACUUCCCCUAUCGUUGCCUUGACGGCCUUUUCCGAGGAGAGCAACGUCAAGGAGUGCAUUGACUCUGGCAUGGACGAGUUCCUCGCCAAGCCGAUCCGACGGCCGGCCCUCAAGCAGGUUCUCAAGAAGUUUGCGACAAUUCCGGAAGAGCCGGAGAACGAGAAGCGCUCCCCUUCAGUUAAACCGUCAACACGGACAAACGGGAAUGCAGUCCAGCCACACACUGAGGGCCAGAAUGGUACUCUCAAGGAAAAGGAGGGCUGA
Fusarium vanettenii 77-13-4 is the source of this 3288-nucleotide messenger RNA. RefSeq lists its product as uncharacterized. The record is from RefSeq and is a predicted model, not a curated record. NCBI's taxonomy places the organism in Eukaryota, Fungi, Ascomycota, Sordariomycetes, Hypocreales, Nectriaceae. Gene Ontology annotation, biological process: phosphorelay signal transduction system. The coding region runs from base 1 to 3288 and encodes 1095 amino acids. The transcript has 2 exons. Gene Ontology annotation, molecular function: phosphorelay sensor kinase activity.